Molecule: messenger RNA, 3003 nt
Organism: Cydia amplana
Lineage: Eukaryota; Metazoa; Arthropoda; Insecta; Lepidoptera; Tortricidae
Product: proline-rich protein 36-like
Exons: 4
Coding region: 1-3003 (1000 amino acids)
Source: RefSeq, a predicted model, not a curated record
AUGGCGUUGCCCCCAGCGAGGACGUUGUCUGACUUCAUGCCCAGUAGCGGCUUGUCCCUGGACCCGGAGAUGGCGUUGCCCCCAGCGAGGACGUUGUCUGACUUCAUGCCCAGUAGCGGCUUGUCCCUGGACCCGGAGAUGGCGUUGCCCCCAACGAGGACGCUGCCUGACUUCAUGCCCAGUAGCCGCUUGUCCCUGGACCCGGAGAUGGCGUUGCCCCCAGCGAGGACGCUGUCUGACUUCAUGCCCAGUAGCGGCUCCGCAGGGAGCCAGCACCUGUUCAGGGUCAGCAAAACUGCUUGGGACCUUAUCAACGACUACUUAGAACAGGAAACAAACCCAAUUCGCCCAGUCACAGUAUACGCCAAGAGAAAAAUAAAGGUUAACCAAGAGUCACAAUCUGAUAUUGAUGUUACCCCCAGUUCACAUAGAAUCAGUAUACAUACAUUAGACCAGAGUAUUGACUCUACACAUGGCGGUAAUAUUAGCGAAAGUGAGGAAGUCGACGCCGCAACAAUAUCACCCACCGACCGCUUCCGGGCCGAAGCGUGUACAUCUCAAAACGAGGUUUCGAAAAAUCGACGACAUGUGAAUGCCGAGGCCGCGGCCAGGUCGGCCAAGUCCAUCACUCACCGCCACCAGAGCAGGAGCUACGUCCGCAAGUACCCCGCGCACACCUGGGCUUCCAAAUCCAAGUCCCAACCGUUACCCGCCCUCGACCACUCUGACUCCACGGGCUCAUCCUUAGACGUCACUGCGGCCGUAAAGUCACUGGGCGAAGCAUUGGCAGCAAAACUAAAAGCAAUAUUAUAUUCAGGCACUUCCAAUCGUAAGCGCAAUUAUCAUCCACUUUGCAAGCCGCCCUGCAGGGAGUUAACUUGCGGCGAACGUUCUAAAUGUAAUGAGCAACUGAACCAAAAUACUCCUACGGAAGUAAACACUUCCGAGGCUCCCAAUCCUGCAGAACCACAAACACUGCCACUUGUACCUUCAUUAUUUAAAGACAAGAACUCGGAACCAGGUUUACCAGAGCCACCUGCACAAUCACCGACUUGGAAAGACUCAUGUCCGGAGUUAAAAAAAUGUAAAAACAAAGCACCUCCAGUCACCAGCUGCCCAGGUUGUUCUAAAGUCAAGAAUUCGGAAUCAGGUUUACCAGAGCCACCUGCACAAUCACCGACUUGGAAAGACUCAAGUCCAGAGUUCAAAAAAUGUAAUAACAAAGCACCACCACUCACCAGCUGCCCAGGUUGUUGUAAAGUCAAGAACUCGGAACCAGGUUUACCAGAGCCACCUGCACAAUCACCGACUUGGAAAGACUCAUAUCCAGAGUUAAAAAAAUGUAAAAACAAAGCACCACCACUCACCAGCUGCCCAGGUUGUUGUAAAGUCAAGAACUCGGAACCAGGUUUACCAGAGCCACCUGCACAAUCACCGACUUGGAAAGACUCAUAUCCAGAGUUAAAAAAAUGUAAAAACAAAGCACCUCCAGUCACCGGCUGCCCAGGUUGUUGUAAAGUCAAGAACUCGGAACCAGGUUUACCAGAGCCACCUGCACAAUCACCGACUUGGAAAGACUCAAGUCCAGAGUUCAAAAAAUGUAAUAACAAAGCACCACCACUCACCAGCUGCCCAGGUUGUUGUAAAGUCAAGAACUCGGAACCAGGUUUACCAGAACCACCUGCACAAUCACCGACUUGGAAAGACUCAAGUCCAGAGUUCAAAAAAUGUAAUAACAAAGCACCACCCCUCACCAGCUGCUCAGGUUGUUGUAAAGUCAAGAACUCGGAACCAGGUUUACUAGAGCCACCUGCACAAUCACCGACUUGGAAAGACUCAUAUCCGGAGUUAAAAAAAUGUAAAAACAAAGCACCUCCAGUCACCAGCUGCCCAGGUUGUUCUAAAGUCAAGAAUUCGGAACCAGGUUUACCAGAGCCACCUGUACAAUCACCGACUUGGAAAGACUCAAGUCCAGAGUUCAAAAAAUGUAAUAACAAAGCACCACCACUCACCAGCUGCCCAGGUUGUUGUAAAGUCAAGAACUCGGAACCAGGUUUACCAGAACCACCUGCACAAUCACCGACUUGGAAAGACUCAAGUCCAGAGUUCAAAAAAUGUAAUAACAAAGCACCACCACUCACCAGCUGCCCAGGUUGUUGUAAAGUCAAGAACUCGGAACCAGGUUUACUAGAGCCACCUGCACAAUCACCGACUUGGAAAGACUCAUAUCCGGAGUUAAAAAAAUGUAAAAACAAAGCACCUCCAGUCACCAGCUGCCCAGGUUGUUCUAAAGUCAAGAAUUCGGAAUCAGGUUUACCAGAGCCACCUGCACAAUCACCGACUUGGAAAGACUCAAGUCCAGAGUUCAAAAAAUGUAAUAACAAAGCACCACCACUCACCAGCUGCCCAGGUUGUUGUAAAGUCAAGAACUCGGAACCAGGUUUACCAGAACCACCUGCACAAUCACCGACUUGGAAAGACUCAAGUCCAGAGUUCAAAAAAUGUAAUAACAAAGCACCGCCACUCACCAGCUGCCCAGGUUGUUGUAAAGUCAAGAACUCGGAACCAGGUUUACUAGAGCCACCUGCACAAUCACCGACUUGGAAAGACUCAUAUCCGGAGUUAAAAAAAUGUAAAAACAAAGCACCUCCAGUCACCAGCUGCCCAGGUUGUUCUAAAGUCAAGAAUUCGGAAUCAGGUUUACCAGAGCCACCUGCACAAUCACCGACUUGGAAAGACUCAAGUCCAGAGUUCAAAAAAUGUAAUAACAAAGUACCACCACUCACCAGCUGCCCAGGUUGUUGUAAAGUCAAGAACUCGGAACCAGGUUUACCAGAACCACCUGCACAAUCACCGACUUGGAAAGACUCAAGUCCAGAGUUCAAAAAAUGUAAUAACAAAGCACCACCACUCACCAGCUGCCCAGGUUGUUGUAAAGUCAAGAACUCGGAACCAGCUGCCCAGGUUGUUGUAAAGUCAAGAACUCGGAACCAGGUUUACUAG